AUGCGCGCGGCCCCCGCCCCCGAGCCGCCGGUGUCCCCUUCGAAAGAGGCAACAUCUGGGGAUACCCGGCCCGGGGCGGUUGAGGAGCGGCCGCGGGCCGUUUCUGGAGCCGGGCCGAGCGCUGACAGCCGCGUGUCGCCGGCAGGGAAGGCGCAGCAGGGCCUGACGGAGCGCUACCGGGUGGGCUCGCUGCUGGGGCACGGCGGCUUCGGCAGCGUGUUCGCGGCGACGCGGCUCUCGGACGGCGCCCCGGUGGCCAUCAAACGGGUGCCACGGAACCGCAUCCGUCAUUGGGGCGAGCUGCCCAACGGCACCAGCGCACCACUCGAGGUCGUGCUGCUGGACAAGGUGUCCACCGGCUUCCCUGGUGUGGUGCAGCUCCUCGAGUGGCUCGAGCUCCCCAACAACGUGGUGCUGGUGAUGGAGCGGCCGGAGCACUCUCAGGACCUGCUUCGUUUUAUUCGAGAGCGGGGCUUCCUGUCAGAGGAGGUGGCACGGGAGCUCUUCCGCCAGGUCCUGGAGGCCGUGCGGCACUGCACCAGCUGCGGGGUCCUUCACAGGGACCUGAAACCAGAGAACAUCCUGGUUGACCUGGCCACCGGCCAGGCCAAAUUGAUUGACUUUGGCUGCGGCACCCACCUGCAAGACACAGCCUACACCCGCUUUGCAGGAACACCAUCGUACAGCCCCCCGGAAUGGAACCACUUUGGCUGGUACUACGGCGAGGCAGCUACCGUCUGGUCCCUGGGCAUCGUGCUGCACCAGAUGGUCUGCGGGCAGCACCCGUUCCCGAAGGGCCGGAACAUCAGCUGGGGCCAGCUGUCGCUCCCACAACGGCUCUCUCAAGACUGCAAGGAACUCAUCAGAUGGUGUCUGUCCCUGCACUCCUUGGACAGGCCCUCAUUAGAAGACCUGUCGUGUGAUCCUUGGCUGCAGGAUAUUCACCAUCCGUAGAAGAAGGGAGAGAGCCACAGGCACACUUUGAUCCAGGGAGCCGCCGCAGGGAAGAAGGAGCCCCUGGAGAAGCUGUGCCAGGUGGGGCUGCUGCGUCUGGAGACAUGGAGGACGACGUCAAGGAUGACGAGCUCUUCCUCGACCUGGCCACCGGCAAGCUGAAGAUGAUGGGCUUUGAUUCUGGCACCUUCUUCAAAGCCAGGCUCCACAGCGAAUUUACAGAUGAGUCCACACCCAGGGGGAUGCUCCCAGAUUUGGGCAUUGCACGGCCUGGCCGGGAAGCAAAGGUUCCCCCCUUUGCUGGGGCGGAUGCAACUAAUUCUUCAGCCGGCUGCCAAGCUGCUUUUCGGCGGGGCGGGCGGGAUGGGCUGGGGUGCUUACGAAAUGGGAGUCGGCCCUUGGCCCUGCCAACAGCCCCCACCACCCACUGUUCCCCGGGCUGGGGCUGGGGCUGGGGCUGGGGCAGCCAGCCCGACACAAACAAGCCCCCAUGGCAGGAGCAGAGGUGGCGCUCCAGGAGCUGUGCACGGGCUGCUUUGUUUUGCGGGAAAGGAAGGGCUCGGGCUGCUCCACUCCCCUUGUUUGCUUCGGGCUCGCCGUGCCUGUUGGGGGGCAGUGCAGGGGGGAAGGGAGAAAGCGUGGGCUUCUCUCGCCCGUGGGUGGGAUUUUCCCCAGCAUGUAGGGAAGGUUGGGCCUUCCUCAGGCCCCCGAGAGAGAGAAGAUUUUUGACCUUUUUCCUUGUUUCUCCUUUUGGUCUGUAAUCCCUUUUCAUUAAUUUGUUGUUUGUUUUUCUUCAAGGAAGCGUUGUAGGUGGUGUCCAGUCUGGAUCGGGAAGUGCUUGGGACCAGCUGCGGCGUGGAUGGGACGUGGCCUUGGAGAAGGCCGAGGACAUCGCUUGGGAGCAGCUUUUCUUCCGGCGGCAGGUGGCGUGCGGUGGGUCCC
Messenger RNA from Corvus hawaiiensis (hawaiian crow), 1896 nucleotides. Its product is annotated as serine/threonine-protein kinase pim-1-like. Gene Ontology annotation, cellular component: cytoplasm. Lineage: Eukaryota; Metazoa; Chordata; Aves; Passeriformes; Corvidae. The record is from RefSeq and is a predicted model, not a curated record. Bases 1 to 954 code for a protein of 317 amino acids. The transcript is spliced from 7 exons. Gene Ontology annotation, biological process: protein autophosphorylation; negative regulation of apoptotic process. Gene Ontology annotation, molecular function: ATP binding; protein serine/threonine kinase activity.